This is a messenger RNA of Puccinia triticina, 534 nucleotides long. RefSeq lists its product as uncharacterized. The coding region runs from base 1 to 534 and encodes 177 amino acids. The transcript has 2 exons. Gene Ontology annotation, molecular function: zinc ion binding; nucleic acid binding. Gene Ontology annotation, biological process: DNA-templated transcription. Lineage: Eukaryota; Fungi; Basidiomycota; Pucciniomycetes; Pucciniales; Pucciniaceae. The record is from RefSeq and is a predicted model, not a curated record.
AUGGCUCUGAAGUAUUUGCCAACCAGAGGUGAUGUUAAAGAAGUUGGAGAGUGUGAUGAGAUAUGCGUGGCGUGCAGUAAACGUAUGAUAUCUAUCACCUACCAAGCCCGAUCUGCGGAUGAACCCGCGAGGCACGUGAAAACUUGCACUUCCUGCCCUCUUAACCCUAACAAACUCGACCCUAGCCAGCUAGCUUUCGUCCCAGAUUAUGGGCUAACUUCACUGUGGCUCUUAAACGAGACACGGCUGCGCGAAGCAAAGUUUCAACUUGAGCUUGCUCCAGACGCCCGCUCCGAAAUAGACUGGCUACGGACAGACAACAAGCGAGUCAAGAAGGACCAUCUCUCGAUGCUCCUGCUCGAUCUCAAGAACGGUCACAUCAUUCUUCGACGAAUUACCACUCCGAGCGCUGUGCCAAAAUCCUCAGUAUCACAGGCAGCGCCAGACCGUCUGGCCCAACCUUCCCCGUCCGAGAUCAACACCCAAUACAGCAGGAGUGGCGAUGGAGAAAAUCACCAGGGUGAUGAUAACUGA